Scomber japonicus (chub mackerel) is the source of this 3286-nucleotide messenger RNA. Its product is annotated as E3 ubiquitin-protein ligase SMURF2-like. Gene Ontology annotation, biological process: negative regulation of BMP signaling pathway; ubiquitin-dependent protein catabolic process. The record is from RefSeq and is a predicted model, not a curated record. Gene Ontology annotation, molecular function: protein binding; ubiquitin protein ligase activity. The transcript has 20 exons. Bases 370 to 2700 code for a protein of 776 amino acids. NCBI's taxonomy places the organism in Eukaryota, Metazoa, Chordata, Actinopteri, Scombriformes, Scombridae.
GCAGACAGAGAUGGAGGGGGGACCAAACCUCUCACUUGAUCUGUAUCAGUGCCCCUGGGUCGCGGCAUGAACACCAUUUGGGAAUGUAGUUAUCAUUUGAAUUGUUUUGUUGAAAUUCACGGCACAGGAGCUGAAGAGCGUGUUGUUACUCCAGCGAUGUGAAGAUUUAUGAGCCACCCUUUCUUGUUGCAGAGAGCCAGUCAGCGUGAUCCGCUCCUGCUAUGCUGAUACUACGAGCUAACACCAAGCUAGCACAUUUGAUUGUUUUGGGAGAUACAUUUUUUUUAAGAACUCCUACGUUGACACAUAAAUUAGACACUUUUGUUGGUUGUUGUUGUUAAUUGUCAUCAAGCUGGAACACAAAGGGGAAUGUCUAACCAAGGAGUUAGGAGGAAUGGCCCAGUGAAGCUGCGGUUGACAGUCCUGUGUGCGAAGAACCUGGCAAAGAAAGACUUCUUCCGGUUACCAGAUCCCUUUGCCAAAGUGGUGGUGGAUGGCUCAGGACAAUGCCACUCUACAGACACUGUGAGAAAUACGCUGGACCCAAAGUGGAAUCAACAUUAUGAUCUAUACAUUGGAAAGGCAGACUCCAUAACCAUCAGUGUGUGGAACCACAAGAAGAUCCACAAAAAGCAGGGAGCAGGUUUUCUGGGCUGUGUCCGCCUCCUGUCCAAUGCCAUCAACAGACUCAAAGACACAGGCUAUCAGAGACUGGACCUAAAUAAACUGGGCCCCAAUGACAAUGAUACUGUGAGAGGACAAAUAGUUGUAAGUCUUCAGUCCAGGGAUCGCAUCGGUACAGGAGGACCGGUGGUGGAUUGCAGUCGCCUGUUUGACAAUGACUUACCCGAUGGAUGGGAAGAGAGGAGGACAGCCUCAGGAAGGAUACAGUACCUGAACCACAUCACUCGUACCACACAAUGGGAGAGACCCACCAGGCCCGCUUCAGAGUACUCCAGCCCAUCAGGGCGUCCUUUGAGCUGUGUGGUGGACGAGAACACGCCAGUGAUGACGCCCGUUAACGGGGCAGAGGCCAGCGGCCCGCCAGGUGAACAGCGACUCCAGGAGAGAAGGGUUCGAUCGCAGCGGCACCGUAACUACAUGAGUCGAACACACCUGCAUACGCCACCUGACCUGCCUGAGGGUUAUGAGCAAAGAACAACUCAGCAGGGCCAGGUCUACUUCCUCCACACACAGACUGGAGUCAGCACCUGGCAUGACCCCCGGGUUCCCAGGGAUUUAAGCAAUGUGAACUGUGAGGAGCUCGGCCCUCUGCCACCAGGUUGGGAAAUCAGAAACACUGCAACCGGCCGUGUCUACUUUGUCGACCACAACAAUCGAACAACACAGUUCACAGACCCGCGACUGUCUGCUAACCUGCAUCUAGUACUCAACAGCCCAAGUCCAAAUGGUUCCCGUGUGGCCAUGGACAGCCAAAACACUAACCUCAGUCAUCCGACUCAGUUGAAGGACCAGGUUGUUCCUGGUGUCCCUCAGCAAGCUAUGUCCCCAGCCCAGUUGCCUGAAGAGGCAGAGUGCCUGACGGUGCCCAAGUACAAGCGAGACCUGGUGCAGAAGCUGAAGAUCCUGCGGCAGGAACUAUCUCAGCAACAACCCCAGGCUGGCCACUGCCGCAUUGAGGUCUGCCGUGAGGAGAUAUUUGAGGAGUCAUACCGACAAGUGAUGAAGAUGCGUCCAAAAGAUCUCUGGAAAAGACUGAUGAUCAAAUUCAGAGGAGAAGAGGGGCUCGAUUACGGUGGGGUAGCAAGGGAGUGGUUGUACCUGCUGUCCCAUGAGAUGCUGAAUCCGUACUAUGGCCUGUUCCAGUACUCCAGAGAUGACAUCUACACUUUACAGAUUAACCCCGAUUCUGCUGUCAACCCUGAGCACCUGUCGUACUUCCACUUUGUGGGUCGUAUCAUGGGCAUGGCAGUGUUCCACGGCCACUACAUUGACGGAGGCUUCACCCUGCCCUUCUACAAACAGCUGCUGGGAAAACCGAUCACGCUGGACGACAUGGAGUCUGUCGACCCGGACCUCCACAACAGCCUUGUCUGGAUCCUGGACAAUGACAUCACUGGCGUCCUAGACCAUACCUUCUGUGUCGAGCACAAUGCCUACGGAGAAAUCAUCCAACACGAGCUGAAACCCAACGGCAAGAGUAUCCCCGUCUCUGAGGACACCAAGAAGGAGUAUGUCAGGUUGUAUGUGAACUGGCGUUUCCUGCAUGGCAUUGAGGCUCAGUUUCUGGCCCUACAGAAAGGCUUUAAUGAGGUUAUCCCUCAACACUUGCUCAAAGCCUUUGAUGAGAAGGAACUUGAGCUGAUCGUCUGCGGCCUGGGAAAGAUCGACAUCUCUGACUGGAAGUCCAACACUCGUCUGAAGCACUGCACCCCCGACAGCAACAUCGUAAAGUGGUUUUGGAAAGCAGUCGAGUCAUUUGAUGAGGAGAGGAGGGCCCGGCUGCUGCAGUUUGUUACCGGCUCAUCCAGAGUCCCUCUGCAGGGCUUCAAGGCUUUACAGGGUGCUGCAGGGCCCAGACUCUUCACCAUUCACCAGAUCGAUGCCAACACCAACAAUCUGCCCAAAGCCCAUACCUGCUUCAAUCGGAUUGACAUUCCACCCUACGAGAGCUACGACAAGCUAUACGACAAGCUGCUGACUGCGAUCGAGGAGACCUGCGGCUUCGCAGUGGAAUGAGAGACACAUUGGAGAGCGUGUUUGUGUGUGUUUGUACAUGUGUAACUGUGUGCAGGACUCUCAGACUAUUACUGUCACUGCGACGUGCCGACAUGCUCAGUCAGAGCCUUCGACCAGCCUGCAGUCUUCCUCUUUUCUCACCGCUGUCCACAUUCUUCCCUUAUCAAUAUCUGUUUGAACAGCUGCUAGAGAGACAUACUGUCUUCUUUUUUGUUUGUUUUUAAUCACUUUUUUGGUGUAGUUCAUGUGACUAAUGGUGAAAUAGAGAGAGCGAAUCAAGUUAAGAGCUGCAGAAUAACUGUUUUGUUUUGGAUUAUCAUUUUGAGUGGGAGUUUGUUUUUCUGUUUGUUAGUGUCGGCUGGUCUUUGCAGUCAGAAGAGGAAACGAUGAAAAUAUCUGCACUGCCUGGUCAUUUUGCUUUAGAUCAAAUCAGUUCAGGAAGCAGAUUAUCAACUUUACCGCUCAACAUCUUAUAACUUCCCAGUCAUUUGAGAACAUUGAGUCACUAUUUUGUUUAGCAAUUUGAACCCAGUGAAUUAGUCUUUGUCAUGCCACUGAAUUUUUGACACGCAUAUUCUGCAGGUAG